Molecule: messenger RNA, 859 nt
Organism: Syngnathoides biaculeatus (alligator pipefish)
Lineage: Eukaryota; Metazoa; Chordata; Actinopteri; Syngnathiformes; Syngnathidae
Gene: exosc3
Product: exosome component 3
Exons: 4
Coding region: 7-750 (247 amino acids)
Biological process (GO): poly(A)-dependent snoRNA 3'-end processing; TRAMP-dependent tRNA surveillance pathway; nuclear polyadenylation-dependent rRNA catabolic process
Cellular component (GO): cytoplasmic exosome (RNase complex); nuclear exosome (RNase complex)
Molecular function (GO): RNA binding
Source: RefSeq, a predicted model, not a curated record
GCGGCCAUGCUCUCGCCGUUAAAAGAUAAAGUCGGCUCGGUUCUCCUGCCCGGGGAUGAGUUCCGCUUGGACACGACCUCCGCCGCCGACACCAUCCCCCUGGCGGGCCCCUCGGAACCCGACAAGGUGGUUUGCGGGCCCGGCCUGCGGCGGAGCGGCGACCGCCUGCUGGUGUACAAAAGCGGAAUUCUGCGACACAAGGAGCCCAACAUGUUCUGGAUGGACGCCCAGCACAAACGGUACGUUCCAGUCAAAGGAGAGACGGUCAUCGGCAUCGUGACGUCCAAAUCUGGCGACGUUUUCAAGGUGGACGUGGGCGGAAGCGAGCAGGCGUCGUUGUCCUAUUUGGCCUUCGAGGGCUCCACAAAGAGGAACCGACCCAACGUGCAGGUGGGCGACCUCCUGUUUGCGCAGUUGAUCGUGGCCAACAAGGACAUGGAGGCGGAACUCGCGUGCGUGGACAGUGCGGGACGAGCCAAUGGGAUGGGAGUGUUUGGAGCAGGCGGUCUCCUCUUCAGGGUCUCGCUGGGUCUCGUCAGGCGGUUGUUGGCGCCCCAGAGCGAAUUGCGGUCCGAGCUGGAGCAGCUUUUCCCGUGCGAGUUGGUGGCGGGCAUGAACGGCCGCUUGUGGGUCAAGUCCGCCGGCGUCCAGCGGACUCUGAUUGUGGCCAACCUGCUGGAGAGCUGCGAAAACAUGACGAGCGCGCAGAGGCGCAAGCUCUUCAGGAAACUGGCCCAGGGGGGGCUCUAGAGACCGGACCGCCGGUGCCUUAUGCCGCAUUUGCUGUAAAAUAGCUUCAAUUGUUGGUUUGGGGUUGUUUUUUUUUUUUUUUUAAAUAAAAUUCUCAUUUUGAUGGGGA